GCCGCGCGCAUGGGCGUCGACUCCAGCCCUUCAUGAGAGCCCCGGACGACGUUGAAUGAGCGAGAGUGGUUUGGAGACGGACAGGGAACCCCCGGGUGAGGCCCGGGCCGGUUCUUCUGACAACGGCGUCGAGAAAAAUGGCGUGAAGCAUGACAAGCCGGCCGACAAGCCGGUCGACAGCGGGUUUUUCCCCGACAAGGACGGGAAGAUGGUCGAGAUUAAGGACGUCUGGGCGUCCACGCUAGACGCGGAGAUGGCCGUGAUCCGCGAGCUCGUCGAGUCCUACCCGUACGUCGCGAUGGACACGGAGUUCCCCGGCGUCGUCGCCAAGCCGAUCGGCGACGCGUACAGCACGGGCUACCAGUACCAGACGCUGCAGUGCAACGUGGACCUGCUCAAGAUCAUCCAGCUCGGCAUCAGCUUCUGCGACGGCGAGGGGAAGACGCCCGAGGAGGGCUGCUACUGCUUCCAGUUCAACUUCCGCUUCGACCUCGCCGAGGACAUGUACGCGGAGGACAGCAUCCAGCUCCUCAAGGAGAGCGGCAUCGACUUCCACCGGCACGCGACGGAGGGCAUCGACGUCGCGCGCUUCGGCGAGCUCGUCAUGAUGAGCGGCCUCGUGCUCUGCGACGACGUCAAGUGGGUCUCGUUCCACAGCGGCUACGACUUCGGGUACCUGAUCAAGAUCCUGACCUGCCAGACGCUGCCCGCGGACGAGCAGGGCUUCUUCGAGCUGCUGGCCCUCUACUUCCCGACGCUCUACGACGUCAAGCUCCUCAUGACGCACGUCGACGGCCUCCACGGCGGCCUCCAGCGCGUCGCCGAGGAUCUAAAGGUCGAGCGCAUCGGCCCCAUGCACCAGGCGGGCUCCGACUCCAUGCUCACGAACGCGACCUUCUUCCGCCUCGCGGAGCUCGCCUUCUCCUCGCCGGAGAAGGUCGAGGAGAAGUACCGCGGCGCCAUCUACGGCCUCGGCGAGCACGCGUACCGGGGCAAGCAGCACCAGGACGCCGCCGCGUCCAAGUACAACCAGGACAACGGCGGCACGAUGAACGGGGGGCACCAGGUCCAGAACGGCGUCGUCAACAUGCCCAACGACGAGUAGGCGUGUCGUCCGUCGUCGUGUCCCUGUGUCCUCUCCGUGCUUCGCUCGCGCCUCUCGCCUCCGCCCACGCGGGGGCGCCCGACAAAAACAAACCUCGAUCCUCGCGAUCCCGGACGGCGCCGACCGCCGCGUGCUCCGCGGCGCGAGGCGCCUUUCCGGCAACCAAUACCGACGCGCGCGACGCCGCCCUAACGGACGACUGACCGCGC
Messenger RNA from Aureococcus anophagefferens, 1314 nucleotides. RefSeq lists its product as hypothetical. NCBI's taxonomy places the organism in Eukaryota, Pelagophyceae, Pelagomonadales, Pelagomonadaceae. The coding region runs from base 56 to 1105 and encodes 349 amino acids. Gene Ontology annotation, molecular function: poly(A)-specific ribonuclease activity; nucleic acid binding. Gene Ontology annotation, cellular component: CCR4-NOT complex; CCR4-NOT core complex; P-body. The transcript has 2 exons. The record is from RefSeq and is a predicted model, not a curated record.